AAGCCCGUACACGACGAGAGUUAUGGAAGAAGAUUUCUUUAUCAAAUCACCAUUGAUAUUUAUGCCGCACAUUUUCUGCUGACUAGAGCUUAUUUUUUACUCGAUCAUUAUUCAAGGAACCCAAAAAUAAUGCUUUGAAAAAUCCCCUGUUUAGAGUCUCGGACUCCCUGUGGAUUUCAGUAGUUCCUCGUGUGUUUAAAGUUGAAGAGUUGCAUUGAAUUGUUUAUAUGGUCUCUUUUUCGCUAGAAAUUGCACUUCAAGACUUUAAAAACUACUCUGUUGGAUCUUUUACACUUUAUAGUGUGUGAUAUGUCUUCAAAACUCGUCAAGAAAGGACUAGAUUUCAUGCUCUCUUUGGAUAAACCUAAGAAAACGCUGAAAACAAAGUCAAAGAGCAAGAAGUCUUCAAAGAAACACGAACAGAAACGCAAAGACAAAGUUUCUAGGGGCAGCAGAACACUCAGUGAUGUAUUCUCCGCAACUCAUGCCAAAAAGAAAAAGAAAGAUGAAGACUUCACCGAACAGAACUUGAAGUAUUUCCUUGCUUCCGCCUGGGAAAUCAAGAGAGAAACUAAAGAUAAGAUUGUUCAACACAAAGACAAACAACCCAAAGAAAUUAGGAAUCAAGAUGAAGCAGAUGGUGAUUUUGAUUUCUGAAGGUGGCUAAUUUGUAUGGGAGGCUACUUUGAGCUCUGAUCAAGGAUAUUCAAUGUGGUUUUACCGGAUAAAGCAUAUGAUAGAUAUGAGCUCUGAUAAAGACUAUUUGAUGUGGUUCUACCUAAUAAAUCAGAUGAUAGAUAUGAGCUCUGAUAAAGACUAUUUGAUGCAAUUCUACCUGAUGUCCAAAAGAGGGUCUGAAAACUGAUUUGCGAUUUAACAACAACAACAAAAACAGAGGAUUUGGACAGUUAUUGUGAUAAGGGAUUUAAGUUUUGAUUUAUGGCUCAGUUAUUUACCGGAAGCUGUCCUCUUGCUUCCCAUUUUUCUUACUGCAAUUUUAAAUAUACUCUCGUCAAUAAAUUUCAACUGCUUAUCUGCCUUUUGGCUUCCGUCAUUCAAAUCAGCAUAACAGAAUUACAUUUGUUGCUUUUGGAUUGGUCAGAGCUUCAUGUAGAGGUGACUUGAUGGGAAACCAUUAAACUGCUGACCAAUGAAAACGCAACAAGGAUUUUGAAUGACGGAAGCCAGAAUGGAAUUCAGCUGUUGAAAAUCAUCUGCAAAAGUUCACAAAUGAUUAAAAACUAACAGUGAUGACUCUUAGGCUGAUUUGUGUGCCACUGUUUUGGUUUCAUCUGAAUACUGAAAUAUCUUGGAAUUUUUGUAAAGUAUUACUAUCUAUAUAUUAUUUUAUGUUUAGCAAUGGAAUAGCACACAUAGAUCGAGACCUAUUAACAUCUGUAUAAGUAAACAGGUAAAAAUGUUUAGAGCAUGUCUUUGUUCUGUUAAUCGUGGCAACAACAUUCAGCACUUAUAUUUUUUGUAAACAGGUCAGAAUUUUUCCUGGAUCGGCGCCUGGAAUUGAACCAAUUUUAUUGUAAGAUGUGUGGAAUUUCACAGUGGUUUUAGUUGAUCUAGUUCGAAGUUCAUUUUUUAUCAUAAAUCAUAAAUGUAGAGUUUAGGACAGAUAAAUAAUGUGAAAUGAGCGACAA
Messenger RNA from Nematostella vectensis (starlet sea anemone), 1649 nucleotides. RefSeq lists its product as uncharacterized. NCBI's taxonomy places the organism in Eukaryota, Metazoa, Cnidaria, Anthozoa, Actiniaria, Edwardsiidae. The coding region runs from base 310 to 657 and encodes 115 amino acids. The record is from RefSeq and is a predicted model, not a curated record. The transcript is spliced from 3 exons.